Molecule: messenger RNA, 2730 nt
Organism: Dissoconium aciculare CBS 342.82
Lineage: Eukaryota; Fungi; Ascomycota; Dothideomycetes; Mycosphaerellales; Dissoconiaceae
Product: acetolactate synthase
Exons: 2
Coding region: 281-2422 (713 amino acids)
Biological process (GO): L-valine biosynthetic process
Cellular component (GO): mitochondrion; acetolactate synthase complex
Molecular function (GO): acetolactate synthase activity; magnesium ion binding; flavin adenine dinucleotide binding
Source: RefSeq, a predicted model, not a curated record
GCCAUUUCGCCCAUCUCGCCCAUUUUCGCCCUUGGGGCUCUUUUUUGGCGCGUGCUUUCUUUCGGUCGGCCGCCGCUGCUACUGCACCAAGGUGGAUUUCGACUCAUUCCUCCAUCUCCAAUUAUUAUUCCUCUCCAUCUCAUACUCUCACUCGCUUGCCAAAUCCUUCCUACCUUUCCUCUCGGAUUGCUUGACUGGCCGAGAGUGAUUGUGUUCAUCACUGCCAGCAAGACCACAUCACCCGCCAGACAAUCGGCAGCAACCAAGUGAGAGAAAAAAAAUGUUGCAAUCCGCCGCCUCGGCCAAGAGGGCCACCAGCCAAUGCGUGCGCUGCGCGCGUGCUUUUUCCACCUCGCCCGCCCACACUUCCAUUUCGCCAUACCGGAGAGGCGCUCUGUCUCUCGCACAAACAUCCUCAUCCUCAGCAUCGCAAUCAUCACAACAACGCAAUGUCUCCGACACCUCAAAACGAGCGGCGCAAGCAGCCGCCACCGCGCCUGCGGGACAGCGUCAGGUGCCCAGUCCAGCAUUCAAUCGUGAUGACUCCCGUCUGCGCGAUGUUCACCCACUCCAGCCUUUCCGCCAGCAGCCUGAGAUGGACCACAGCUUUGUCGGCAUGACUGGAGGACAAAUCUUCCACGAGAUGAUGCUUCGGCACGGAGUGAAGCACGUCUUUGGCUACCCUGGUGGUGCCAUUCUUCCCGUAUUCGACGCCAUCUACAAUAGCCCUCACUUCGAUUUCAUCCUCCCUCGACACGAACAAGGUGCUGGUCACAUGGCAGAAGGUUAUGCUCGUGCAUGCGGCAAGCCUGGUGUGGUGAUUGUCACCUCAGGACCUGGUGCGACCAACGUCGUCACCCCCAUGCAGGAUGCGCUUAUGGACGGUACUCCGAUGGUGGUCUUCACCGGCCAGGUCAUGACCAGCUUGAUCGGAUCUGAUGCAUUCCAAGAGGCGGACAUUGUGGGAAUUUCACGGGCGUGCACCAAAUGGAACGUUAUGGUCAAGGAUAUCGCUGAUCUCCCUCGACGCAUCAAUGAGGCUUUCGAGAUUGCCACCUCUGGACGACCCGGACCCGUGCUUGUCGAUCUGCCCAAAGAUGUCACCGGUUUGACCUUGAACAAGCCCAUUCCCGUUACCUCGACUCUGCCCUCUCGACCUUCAGCUGCCACGGUUGCUGCGCGUGAAUUGUCUUCGAGACAGCUCGAGGCCAGCUUGAAGCGCUCAGCCGACCUCAUCAACAUGGCCAAGAAGCCUGUCAUCUACGCAGGACAGGGUAUUCUCGGACACCCCGAUGGACCGGCUGUUCUCAAGGAGUUGGCCGACAAGGCUCAAAUCCCGGUGACCACCACACUUCAAGGUCUCGGUGGCUUCGACGAGCUCGAUGAGAAGUCCCUGCACAUGCUCGGUAUGCACGGAUCUGCCUACGCGAACAUGUCAAUGCAGGAGGCCGAUCUCAUCCUCGCUCUUGGUGCCCGAUUCGAUGACCGUAUCACCGGUAGCAUUCCCAAGUUCGCUCCCCAGGCGCGCCUCGCAGCCGCUGAAGGCCGCGGAGGAAUCAUCCACUUCGAAAUCAUGCCCAAGAACAUUAACAAGGUCGUCCAAUCCAACGAGGCCGUCGAAGGCGACGUCACCACUAACCUCAAAUCUCUCCUCCCUCACAUCGAGACUCGCUCAAAGGAGGAUCGCAAGGAGUGGUUCGGCCAGAUCAAAGCCUGGAAGGAGCGGUUCCCAUGGGCCUGGGAGAAGGAAGGCCACCCCGACGCUCUCAUCAAACCUCAAACCGUCGUCGAUACUCUCUCCAGGCUCACCGCCUCCCGCAAGCACGAGACCAUCAUCGCCACUGGUGUCGGCCAGCACCAGAUGUGGGCCGCCCAGCACUUCCGCUGGCGCUCACCCCGCAGCAUGAUCACCUCCGGCGGUCUCGGCACGAUGGGCUACGGCCUGCCCGCCGCCAUCGGCGCCAAAGUUGCCCAGCCCGAUAAACUCGUCAUCGAUAUCGACGGCGACGCCUCCUUCCUCAUGACGCAGACUGAGCUCUCCACCGCCGCGGAAUUCAACAUCGGCGUCAAAGUCCUCGUGCUGAACAACGAGGAGCAGGGCAUGGUCACCCAAUGGCAAUCCCUCUUCUACCAGGACCGCUUCGCCCACACCCAUCAGCGCAACCCGGAUUUCGUCAAACUGUCCGAGGCCAUGCACGUCCCCGCCCGCCGCACCAGCAAACUCGCCACCCUCGAGGACGACCUCAUGUGGCUGAUCGAAGGCUCCGGUCCCGGCCCAGCUUUCCUCGAGGUCGUCAUCGAUCAGAAGGUUCCGGUUCUUCCUAUGGUUCCUGCCGGUUGCGGUCUGCAUGAGUUCUUGGUGUACGAUGAGAAGAAGGAGAAGGCUAGGAGGCAGCAGACCAGGGAACGCUCUGGUCGGUAGAGUGUUGGAGACGUAGGCAGGGUCGUUGGAAGGAAAGAUUGGAAGGCGAAGAAGAUGAAGAGAUGAUCUUGGGAAGAAAUAUUUCAUGCUCCUAGUCUCAUCAUCACGUUUUCCGUUGUACGCUUUAUUUUUUCUGUUGCGAAGUCUCGUUGAUGUUACAAUUCAAAUGUCAUGGGGACAAAAAGUGAACUUUUCUCAAAUAUCAUAUUUAUCUUUUCUACCCUUACUACUCAAGUUCGAUUCGUGGACGAGCCUUGUUUGUCUCGCUUGUUCCGGGAGAAGUGGACUUGCGAGGGUAAUAGAAUAAG